AGAAUUAAUUUCAGUUUCAUUUUCGUCUCUGCCUCUCUCGUAUCAGCUAUCUCUGCUUUUAGGGUUUCAAACAUGUUUUCUAGUAGUCAGUUUGAAGACAGCUCCCCCUUGGCCGGUGGCGGAUUCAUGUCUUCUCAGCUUGGUGGCUCAACUCCAUCUUCUGCUAGGAUCCGUGAUAUGCAGGGGUUGGUACCAGCGACGGUGAAGCAGAUAAGUGAAGCAUCUCAAUCUGGUGAUGAGAAAUCCAGCUUCAUAAUUGAUGGUGUUGAUGUUGCCAAUGUAACUGUAGUUGGCAUGGUGUUUAACAAAAAUUCAAGGUCCUCAGAUUUACGUUUCCACCUCGAUGAUGGAACAGGCCGAAUUGAAUGUAUAAGAUGGGUAACUGAAAGACUCGACACAGGAGACUUGGAUGCCUUGGAAGAUGGGACUUAUGUUCGUGUUAAUGGACACUUGCAAACUUUUCAAAGCAAGAGGCAAUUAAAUGCCUUCUCUGUGAGGUUGGUGACAAAUUUUGAUGAAGUUACUUGCCACUAUCUUGAGUGCAUACAUUUCCACCUGCAGAAUUCCAAAGUGCAGUCUAAAGCUAAUGAGGGUAGUGUUUUGGCCUCACAGGCGCCAGAUUCAUCAUUCGGCACUCCUGUGCGGGGUGCAUCAAAUGGGCACCACCCAGCUUCGACAAAUGAUUUCUCUAUGCAAUAUAAUGCUGAUGGACUCAAGAGUUUUGAUAAAUUGGUUCUGAACUAUCUGCAGCAACCUUCAAACAUUGAUCGAGAAAUGGGGAUACACGUAGACGAACUUUCACAACAGUUGAAAUCUCCCCUAGAGAAAAUCAAGGAUGCGAUUGAGUUUCUUGAAAGGGAAGGUUUGGUUUACUCCUCCAUUGAUGAUUAUCACUACAAGGCUGUAGAAGGUCUCUAAGUUUCAGAGCAUAGCUUAGCUUGGAAUUAGGUGUUAAAUUGGGUCUGUAAUGACUGGUGAUGGAUGUUGUCGUUUCUUAUACUUUAUUUGUAUGAUAUAUUUGCUUGGAUUGGAUUGCACGCUUCAAUCUUGUAGAAUGGAAUUGCAUGCUUCAAUCUUUUAGGCAUCAUUCCUAGGCUGAAGCACACCAACACAACACAAUGAGUUCUGCCUAGUUUUAGAAUGCAAGUAUCAUAUUAUAGUAAAUACAUUUAUAGGUAGAGAAAUUCGUUUAGUGGUAGAUAUCAUAUUAUAUGAAAUAUAUCCAAAGAAAUCUUUUGUAUGAAUGACUUGGUAUUGCCACAAGGGAUGACAUUCUUCUGUUGAUA
Gossypium raimondii (Peruvian cotton) is the source of this 1286-nucleotide messenger RNA. Its product is annotated as replication protein A 32 kDa subunit A. NCBI's taxonomy places the organism in Eukaryota, Viridiplantae, Streptophyta, Magnoliopsida, Malvales, Malvaceae. Bases 73 to 918 code for a protein of 281 amino acids. Gene Ontology annotation, cellular component: nucleus; DNA replication factor A complex; chromosome, telomeric region. The transcript has 10 exons. Gene Ontology annotation, molecular function: DNA binding. The record is from RefSeq and is a predicted model, not a curated record. Gene Ontology annotation, biological process: DNA replication; nucleotide-excision repair; double-strand break repair via homologous recombination.